Messenger RNA from Labrus mixtus (cuckoo wrasse), 2400 nucleotides. Its product is annotated as tripartite motif-containing protein 16-like. The transcript has a single exon. Gene Ontology annotation, molecular function: protein binding; zinc ion binding. The record is from RefSeq and is a predicted model, not a curated record. The coding region runs from base 70 to 1737 and encodes 555 amino acids. NCBI's taxonomy places the organism in Eukaryota, Metazoa, Chordata, Actinopteri, Labriformes, Labridae.
GAUCAGUGGUGAAAUAGUUUCAGUUCUCAGGAAGUGAAACUCAGACAGUUGUUGUCACUGAGAGGAGAAAUGGCGCAGAAAGGAGUUCAGCUGGACCGGGAAACCUUCUCUUGUUCGAUCUGUCUGGAUCUACUGAAGGAUCCGGUGACUAUUCCCUGUGGACACAGCUACUGUAUGAACUGUAUUAAAACCCACUGGGAUAAAGAGGAGGAGAAGAAAAUCUACAGCUGCCCUCAGUGUAGGCAGACCUUCCCAGUGAGGCCUGUCCUGUUGAAAAACACCAUGUUAGCAGUUUUAGUGGAGGAGCUGAAGAAGACUGGACUCCAAGCUGCUCCUGCUGAUCACUGCUAUGCUGGACCUGAAGAUGUGGCCUGUGAUGUCUGCACUGAGAGAAAACUGAAAGCCUGUAAGUCCUGUCUGCAAUGUCUGGCUUCUUACUGUGAGAAACACCUGCAGCCUCAUUACAAAUCAACAACAUUUAAAAAACACAAGCUGGUGGAGCCCUCCAAGAAGCUCCAGGAGAACGUCUGCUCUCGUCAUGAUGAGGUGAUGAAGAUGUUCUGUCGUACUGAUCAGCAGUCUAUCUGUUAUCUCUGCUCUGUGGAUGAACAUAAAGGCCACGACACAGUCUCAGCUGCAGCAGAGAGGACCGAGAAGCAGAGAGAGCUGGAGGUGAGUCGACAAAACAUCCAGCAGAGAAUCCAGGACAGAGAGAAAGAUGUGAAGCUGCUUCAACAGGAGGUGGAGGAUAUCAAUGGCUCCGCUGAUAAAGCAGUGGAGGGCAGUGAGAAGAUCUUCACAGAGAUGAUCCGUCUCAUGGAGAAAAGACGCUCUGAUGUGAAGCAGCAGGUCAGAUCCCAGCAGCAAACUGAAGUGAGUCGAGUCAGAGAGCUUCAGGAGAAGCUGGAGCAGGAGAUCACUGAGCUGAAGAGGAGAGACGCUGAACUGGAGAAGCUUUCACACACACAGGACCACAACCAGUUUCUACAUGACUACCCCUCACUGUCACCACUCUGUGAAUCUACACACUCAUCCAGCAUCAAUAUCCGUCCUCUGAGGUUCUUUGAGGAUGUGACAGCAGCUGUGUCAGAAUUCAGAGAUAAACUAGAGGACGUCCUGAGAGAGAAAUGGACAAACAUCUCACAGAGAGUGACUGAAGUGGAUGUUUUACUGUCACAACCAGAGAACAUGACCAGAGCUGACUUCUUACAAUAUUCAUGUGACAUCACACUGGAUCCAAACACAGCACACACAGAGCUGUUAUUAUCUGAUGCAAACAGAAAAGUAACAAACACGGGUCAACAACAGUCUUAUUCUAGUCACCCAGACAGAUUCAUUGUAUUGUAUCAGGUCCUGAGUCCAGAGAGUCUGACUGGACGUUGUUACUGGGAACUGAAGAGGGGAGGAGGAGUUCGUGUAGCAGUCGCAUACAAGAAUAUCAGCAGAACAGGAGGCGGGAGUGAAAGUGAAUUUGGAUUCAAUGACAAAUCUUGGGCGUUAUAUUGUUCCAACAACAGUUAUAACUUUUGGUACAACAAUGUCCACACUCCUGUCUCAGGUCCUCAGUCCUCCAGAGUAGGAGUGUACCUGGAUCACAGAGCAGGUAUUCUGUCCUUCUACAGCAUCUCUGAAACCAUGACUCUCCUCCACAGAGUCCAGACCACAUUCACUCAGCCUCUAUAUGCUGGACUUUGGAUUAAUUCUGGAUCUAGUGCUGAGUUGUGUAAACUGAACUAGACAGAAGUCAUUUAAAGGAACAGUAGGUUAAACUUUAAUCCUUCAACUUGAUCAUUAUUCAUGUUUGUUGUUGAGAGCUGAUUGUGGUUACAUUGUUCACCUGUCAAUCAAACUUUAUGGGCGGUACUUUGACAUCUUCUCACUUGUUCUGUAAAUGUUUGAGUCUCUUUAAAUAACUCUCUUUAGCUGUUUCUGUUUAGUCACAGAGGCUUUACUGCUCAUGAGGAUUUUUGUUCAGCUGAACUGACGUUUUCUCUGCAUGAACAUUUCAACUUUUCUUCACUUUAAAUGUGUUUACAAUGAGUACUGAUUGUUUUUGUUCUAAUUAAAGGGUCUUAAGAGAGAAAGCACCAGGCCUUUUCUUUCAUGUACAUGUUAUGUUUUCACCACUUUGUACAUUUUAUUUAGAAACAUCUCAAAUUAAAUGUAUAGAAUGAUUUCUUUUUGCAGAAUGAAUUUUGUUGUUUAAACUUAAAUUGAUUAAAAAUGUACUCUGACGUAUGAAAUCAAUGAGAUUGUUAUUCUUUUCUUUUUCAUAGCUGAGAUUCUGAUCAAGCAGUCUUAAAUCAAAAGUUAAUGGAUGAAUUGAUUGAACAGAGUUUACUGAUCUGAUGUUUGAACAAACUGGUGUUUUACAUCCUGAAGAAACAAACAGGAACAAAG